Molecule: messenger RNA, 517 nt
Organism: Eurytemora carolleeae
Lineage: Eukaryota; Metazoa; Arthropoda; Copepoda; Calanoida; Temoridae
Exons: 4
Coding region: 89-403 (104 amino acids)
Source: RefSeq, a predicted model, not a curated record
CCAAACUCAGAACAUCAUAUUUUUGUAGAAAAUAACAUGGCGAUUUAUUUUUCCAGAAUGAUUAACAUCUGACAUAUCAAUCUUGAAAAUGAUGUUUUUGGCAAUUCUAGUUCUAUUUUCAACUCGUUUGCUUCUAUUUGAAUGCUGUGAAUAUCAAAGGAUCACGGAGCAGUUUGUAGAAUAUUUUAGAGAAACAGAGCUAAACGAUGGAAUGGUUGUAUUCAUAACCAACAACGAAGAGGAAUGUGUUUUGAACACAAACUUGGAAAAUAUUCUUAGAAUAUCCUAUACAAGCCAAACCAAACCGAACUCAACCAAACCAAAUCAAACCAACACCAAUACAAGCUUGGUUCAAACUAUGCCAGAUAAAAUUCUUAAAAAAUUCAAAGAGAAGGGAAAAUAAUCAAAAUCAUUCCGCAAAAUUAAAAAUGCGGAAUUUCGGGCAAAAGCGGAAUGCGCAAGCAAGUUUGCGAUCCACGAGAGUGGAUGCAUUUUAUUGCACACUUUAAAGGGAGUG